CAAGUCACCACCUCCUUACUCGCUCAAGUAUUGUUUCAUAUCGACCAUUUGCUUCUGUAACCCCUUGAAAGUUGAAUCUCUCACCGGACGACACUGGUAUUGUUCAGCCAUCCUACUCAGCCGGCCGUCAAACUUUACACCCAUUCUCGUCAUGAAGAUCUUCUACAUCGGAGUUCUACGGAACGACCCAGUCCCUGCCACUGAACUUGCCGUCGAGCGAGACCUGUCAUCAUUUUCCCGCUUCACCCGCGACAGGUCAGUCCCAUCAUCCACGGACACAAGAAACCCCCUCCCCCAGACCGACACAGACGUGACGAACUGACACAUACCUUCCCACAAAACAGCUAUGGCGAAUUCAUGACCAUGUUCGCCAAGACGGUAGCCGAACGUACCAAGCCGGGCGUGCGUCAAGACAUUGAAGAAAAAUCCUACACAUUCCACGCCUACGGAUCGAGUCAGGGUGUGGCAGGCAUCAUCAUCAGCGACGCCGAGUACCCCGCCCUGGUGGCCCAUCAACUCCUCUCCAAGAUCGUCGACGAAUUCACCUCCCAGAACCCGCGGUCGAGCUACUCCAGUCCGAGCGUGUCGAGUCGACCGUUCCCGCAGUUGAAGGAGUACAUUGUGAAAUACCAGAACCCGAACGAGGCGGACAGCAUAAUGAAGGUCCAGCGGGAACUCGACGAGACCAAGAUCGUCCUGCACAAGACCAUCGAGAGUGUGCUGGAGCGAGGCGAGAAGAUUGACAGUUUGGUCGCCAAGUCGGACGGGUUGAGUGCUCAGAGCAAGAUGUUUUAUCAACAAGCCAAAAAGCAAAACUCUUGCUGUGUGGUAAUGUGAUGAUGGGGGAACGUGAAAUCGGCAAUAUAUUUGUGUGUGCAUGUCUGUGUGUGUGGGUGUUGCAGGAUCAGAAUAUCAACGAUUGGGCAUUGAGCAGGCUAGGAUACUUUAUGAUAUGAUACCUAAGAAUUGCCGCCGCAUACUACAGUCCUUUUCGCUGGUCAAGGGCAAGCAGGCGUUAUCAGGCGUUGACCAAGUACUCCGUACUCGAGACGAUAGGUAUAUAUACCUAUGGAAGAAACAUGUCCAGCUACAUGCCAUGACCCCGUGAUGACUCCUUG
Exophiala oligosperma is the source of this 1118-nucleotide messenger RNA. RefSeq lists its product as hypothetical. Gene Ontology annotation, molecular function: SNAP receptor activity. Gene Ontology annotation, biological process: endoplasmic reticulum to Golgi vesicle-mediated transport. The transcript has 2 exons. The record is from RefSeq and is a predicted model, not a curated record. NCBI's taxonomy places the organism in Eukaryota, Fungi, Ascomycota, Eurotiomycetes, Chaetothyriales, Herpotrichiellaceae. Gene Ontology annotation, cellular component: membrane; Golgi apparatus. The coding region runs from base 358 to 837 and encodes 159 amino acids.